Messenger RNA from Triticum dicoccoides, 2940 nucleotides. RefSeq names its product putative cysteine-rich receptor-like protein kinase 30. Lineage: Eukaryota; Viridiplantae; Streptophyta; Magnoliopsida; Poales; Poaceae. Gene Ontology annotation, biological process: protein phosphorylation. The transcript has 13 exons. Bases 1185 to 2933 code for a protein of 582 amino acids. The record is from RefSeq and is a predicted model, not a curated record. Gene Ontology annotation, molecular function: ATP binding; protein kinase activity.
CCUAAACCCUAAACCUUUCUCUCGUCAUCGAUCUAUCAACGUCUGCUCUCUCAAGGUCUCAAGGGUUUUAUUACAGCAGUGGACAAUGUGUAUCAGCUCCCGUUGGUGCUAAAUAUUUGUUGGCGCGUGAAUGAUUUUCUGGAGUCAACUUUGUUGGACAACUACCAUAUGCUGCUAUAGAAAGGGUUUUAUUACUUCAGUGGACAAUGUGUAUCAGUUCCGUUUUUUGCUAAAUAUUUGUUGGCGCUUCAGUGAUUUACCGCAGAUAACUUUCUUGGACAACUACCAUAUGCUGCUAUAGAAGGUACUAGCGAUCUAGCCAAACGUCGGUUCUCCAUGGAAUGGUGCUCUAGUAGGAACAAACUUUUUUUCUGUUAGAUUCAUCAUUGAAUAUAUUUUCACACCAUAUAGAUUUGUCAUUGUAAAUGUACAUAUUGUUUUUUUUACAAAGUUGGCCGCACUUUAUAAGGUUUGGCUUCAGUCAAAGCUAACAUCCAGAGUAAAUAUAAACAGAUCGAGUAUAUUGCAAAUAGAAAUAUAGUUAAAAUGAUGGCUGCCAAAAAAAUAAACAGAACUUACAUAUUUUGGAAAGAAGUGAAUAUUUAAGCUCCUACGUAAUGAUUCGUCUUGAGACAAGUCAAGUCGUCCUUCUUUGUCCCAUGCAUGCGCAUCUGUCAUCUACAGGUCCUCUUUAAUACUGGCACGUUGCGGUGCUCCCUUUGCAUAUAUGUCGUCUUUAAUUCUUCUUUACAGUUCACGUUGCGCUGCUCCCUUUGCUCCACUGUCCACUCCACCCACAGGCUGCAGCUAGCCAGCAAGCAAGGAGACGACUAUUCAUUCGGGCUAGUUCUUUUGCUGGCUUUUAGAAUAAGCUGCAAUAAACUGCCCCUCUACCCAGCUUAUUCUAAAAGUUCAACCAAAUUCAUUUUUUAGAAGCCUGCUAACUAAGAGUUGACUAGCAGGCUUUUAAAAAAAUAAACUUGGUUGAGCUUCUAGAAUAAGCUAGAUAGGGGGUAGCUUAUUCUAUAAGCCUAAAAAAGCUACCAAAAGAACUGGCCUGAAUGCUCCUCUUCCGCCGCAGCUACUUCUUCUGAUCUCUCAACGUCUCCUCCCAAGGGUUUUAUUACAUCAUUCGACAUUGUGUAGCAGUUCUGCUUUGUUCUUUCUGACAAGCUAAGCCGCCAAUGGAUAUACAGAUGGAUCAUGAGGUCCUGGAGCAUAUACUUGAUGGAAGAGAGAAGCCGAAAAAUCUAUCACUCGCACUUUUGAAGGAUGUCACAGGAAAUUUCUCGGGCGAUCGAGAAAUCGGCCACGGUGGAUUUGCAACCGUUUAUAAGGGAGUGCUCCCAAAUGGGAACUACGUUGCAGUAAAGAGGAUAAAGAACAGCCAUUCAAUCAAUGAGACGUUGUUUUAUCGCGAAGUUAACAGCCUGUUGAACAUUGAACACGAAAAUGUUGUACGGUUUCUUGGCUUCUGUGCUAGCACUGACCAGAUAGCCAUAGAAAAAGAGGGAUCAAAAGAAUUUAUUUACGCAGAGGUAAGAGAAAGAUUACUCUGCUUUGAGUAUAUCAGCAAUGGAAGCCUGAAAAAUUAUAUUACCGAUGAAUUAAGGGGACUUGAAUGGAACACGCGUUAUGAAAUAAUUAGAAGCAUUUGUGAAGGUUUGUACCAUCUGCACCGGGAAAAGCAAAUUUAUCAUAUGGAUAUGAAACCUGACAAUAUACUGCUAGAUAAUGAUAUGGUUCCGAAAAUCACUAAUUUUGGUUUAUCGAGACUAGAUGAAAAGUCACAAACCAUGAGUGAAGACCGCUUCGGAUCAGUAGGAUACUGUGCUCCAGAAUACCUACAGCAGGGAAAGAUGUCAUUCAAAUCAGACAUGUACAGUUUGGGUGUUAUAAUUAUUGAACUAGUGACAGGACAGAAGGCGAUCCCCAACAAUAAUAAUGUACUUAGGAGAUGGAGGCACAGAUGGAAGAAAACAGGGAAGGAAACACCAUUGGUUUACCAACAAGUAGCAAAAUGCCUCGAAAUUGGGUUACUAUGCCAGGAAAUUGAGCCAUCCAAACGGCCUUAUAUAUGGGAUAUGAUACAUGUUAUUAGAGAAACUGAAGGUGCUAAUGGAAAAAUCAGCAAUUCCUAUGAACAUACAUUUGGACAGAUAAGCCCUUACUCGGAAGAUGAUAUGCUUGGAAUUGAGCCACUCCAACUACAUUUUCCUUUUGAGCUUAACAAACAGAUGUCAUGUGCACUUCAGCUAACCAAUGAGAUGGACUGUUACAUUGCCUCCCACGUUGAAAAUACGAGCCCGGUGUCAUACAACACACAGCCACAGAAAGGCAUUAUGCCUCCACGAUCCAAGUGUAAUGUCGAAAUAACAUUGCAACCGCAGGGCCAGGCUCUGAGAGAUCGUGCCAAUGAAUUUGUUGUAUGGAGCACCACAGUGAAUGGUGGCCUUACAGUUGAGGAUAUAACUAUAAACAUGUUCAUUAAAGAGGCAGACAACGUGGUUGAUGAGGUGAAUUUAGAUGUGGUUUUUGACGGUGGUGAGCCACAAGAAGCAAGUAAGAAAACAAGCGAGCCACAAGAAGCAAGUAAGAAAACUAGCGAGCAGACAAUCCCACCUUUAAUGCAGAUCAUAGAUAAUGGUGAAGUUCAGACGAUCGAUUCUAUAGAUGCAGAUCUGACAGAGCCAUUGAUUAUAACAAGUCACUCAGAUGGCAGUGGAAGAGCUGCUUGCUGCUGCGGAAGUCUACGUGAGGCUGCUGCUUGCUGCUGCGGUAGUCUAUGUGAGGCUGCUGCUUACUGCUGCCCCUAUGCUGCUUGUUGGUGCUGCGGCUGUGCUGUUGCUUUCUGUCUUUCACAUUUUAGCCAUGCUGCUGCUGCUGCUUGCUGUUGCUUGUCCUGCCUGAUGCGUCGUUUGUCACACAGUUAAUAUCAUC